AUGGAGAUGGGUGGUACCGGCGGGGUGGUUGCUAUGGAGAUCUUCACGCGCCUGGGCAAGUGCUACACGUUCAACUCGGGGGAGCCGGGCACGGAGCUGCUGACCACGCUGCAGGGCGGCGCGGGGAACGGCCUGGAGCUCAUGCUCAACAUCCAGCAGGAGGAAUACCUGCCCGUGUGGGGCGACACGGACGAGACGUCCUACGAGGCCGGCGUGAAGGUGCAGAUCCACAGCCAGGAGGAGCCGCCCUUCAUCGACCAGCUGGGCUUCGGCGUGGCGCCCGGCUUCCAGACCUUCGUGUCCUGCCAGCAGCAGCGGCUGGUGUACCUCCCGCCGCCCUGGGGGGACUGCAAGGCCACCCCCAUCGAGUCCGACUUCUUCACCAACUACAGCAUCACCGCCUGCCGCCUCGACUGCGAGACCCGCUACCUGGCCGAGAACUGCAACUGCCGCAUGGUGCACAUGCCCGGCAACGCCAACGUCUGCACCCCGGAGCAGUACAAGGAGUGCGCGGACCCCGCGCUGGACUUCCUGGUGAAGAAGGACAGCGAGUACUGCGCGUGCCGCACGCCCUGCGACAUGGUGCGCUACGGCAAGGAGCUCUCCAUGGUGAAGAUCCCCAGCAAGGCGUCCGCCAAGUACCUGGCCAAGAAGUUCAACAAGACCGAGCAGUACAUUGCGGAGAACGUGCUGGUCCUGGACAUCUUCUUCGAAGCCCUCAACUACGAGACCAUCGAGCAGAAGAAGGCGUACGAGGUGGCCGGGCUGCUGGGCGACAUCGGCGGCCAGAUGGGGCUCUUCAUCGGCGCCAGCCUGCUCACCAUCCUGGAGAUCUUCGACUACCUGUACGAGGUGUUCCGGGACAAGCUGCUCGGCCUCUACCAGGAGCGGCGGCGGCGCCGGGACGGCCGCGGCGGCGCCCUG
Nothoprocta perdicaria is the source of this 924-nucleotide messenger RNA. RefSeq names its product acid-sensing ion channel 1C-like. The record is from RefSeq and is a predicted model, not a curated record. Gene Ontology annotation, cellular component: membrane. The annotation marks the transcript as partial. Gene Ontology annotation, biological process: sodium ion transmembrane transport. NCBI's taxonomy places the organism in Eukaryota, Metazoa, Chordata, Aves, Tinamiformes, Tinamidae. The transcript has 9 exons.